Podarcis raffonei (Aeolian wall lizard) is the source of this 1895-nucleotide messenger RNA. RefSeq names its product coenzyme Q10A (gene COQ10A). Bases 115 to 819 code for a protein of 234 amino acids. Gene Ontology annotation, cellular component: mitochondrion. The transcript is spliced from 5 exons. Gene Ontology annotation, molecular function: ubiquinone binding. The record is from RefSeq and is a predicted model, not a curated record. Lineage: Eukaryota; Metazoa; Chordata; Lepidosauria; Squamata; Lacertidae. Gene Ontology annotation, biological process: cellular respiration; ubiquinone biosynthetic process.
UAAGCGGAGGGGGGUGAGGGUUCACGGAGGCCGGAGCCGGCGUCUGUCUCUGGUAGCUGGCAGAACUGAGGCGGCGGGGAACCGGACGCGCUUCCACUUCAGGCUGCCCCCUUCAUGGCGGCCCGCCGGCUCCGGGAAGUCUGGCGACUGGGAGCGCGGGGAGGGCUGAGGCCGCGAGCGCCCCCGACCGGCUGUUCCAGGUACCUGCCGUCCUGUGGGAUUCUGAUGAUCCGUGCCCCCCAAGCUGUCAGCAGUGCCGAUUGGGAUCUUAAUGCUCAGCACAGCCGGACAUUUAUCAACUUUUCAGGGCCUUUCACCAACAAACGGAAGGAAUAUUCGGAAAGGAGGAUCCUUGGUUACUCCAUGCAGGAGAUCUAUGAAGUUGUGUCCAAUGUGGAUGAAUAUAAGGAAUUUGUUCCCUGGUGCAAGAAAUCAGUUGUGGUCUCUAAGAGGACAGGCCACGUGAAGGCCCAGCUGGAAGUCGGGUUUCCUCCUGUUGUGGAACGUUACACAUCCAUUGUAACACUGGUGCGGCCCCAUCUAGUAAAGGCGGUCUGCACUGAUGGGAAACUCUUCAACCACCUGGAGACCAGCUGGCGUUUCAGCCCUGGCAUUCCUGGCUACCCCCGCACUUGUACAGUGGACUUCUCGAUUUCCUUCGAGUUCCGCUCCCUGCUGCACUCGCAGCUGGCUACCGUUUUCUUCGACGAGGUGGUCAAGCAGAUGGUCGCUGCUUUUGAACGCCGGGCGGCAAAGAACUACGGUCCCGAGACCCGCAUUCCCCGAGAGCUCAUGUUCCACGAGAUCCACCAGACGUGAAAGGCUCCCUGCUGCUUUGGUGGCCACGCGGACACUGCGCUGGGGUGUGCACUCAUGGCUUCCUCAGCCCCUCUGUUUUUAUCUAUUUAUUUGGUUUCUCCUGGCAUCCUGUCUUAAUUUAUCCACUGGGCCUGGUGUGAUGAAGAGAGACUUUUUCCUAAGGAAAGGGCCAGGUGGUCAUGUUACCUCCGGAGCAACCUCUUAACUGUCUGUUUUGCCUAGUCAUGCUCUUAUGCUGGGUCAUACAUACAUAUUUUGUUUUGUAGGACUUUCUUUGAAGCCCUUCUCCUCCCUUCCCCCUUAAUCCCCCAGUCUGUGGAUUGUCUCCCAUCCCAUUCUCCACCUAUUUUGUAUGUGCCAGCAUGGCUUGUCUUAGGCUGAGGACAGUGCCGAACCCUGUUUCUCUGGGGAACGGGGCAGUGGAAGCUCAUAGCAUGUGAUCGUGUGCUUUCUUUCUGUGCCUAGUGAAGGGCCCAUUGGAAAUUGUGCCUCCUGAAUCACUUGUUUAAAAAAGGAAAGGAAAGGAAGAAAGCCCUGACCUGGACUGCCCCUUGACAAUAGAGAAUAAGCGUGGAGAGGCUGUACUUUUUGUCUGGCAGUCUCCUUAGCUGUUAGCGGUUGGAUUUGCAAGACUCUGCUGGUUGAACGUUGGUUUGGAGUGCAGUUGCGGAAAUGCAGGCAUGGCGGAGGGGAGCAGGCAAGCAGUGCAGAGUGGCUGGUGUCUGUUACUGAGGGUGCUGGUAGAUAGAGGGUGCUCUACAGUUGCUGCUUUCUUUGAGGCUGUGCAAAACAUCGUACUUGUGCUGAAACAUCAGGCUGGGAUUCUUCUUCCUUGCCCAAACAGUACCAUAAUCUCUGUUCAUCACUAGGCUAUCUAAGGGAGAUUAGCAUCCAGCCAGCUGCCCCGUGUCUUCCUUUCGGUUGAUAGCAGAGUGCAGAGUAGCAAAAGAUGUGUGCCAAAUAAAGGGCCAAGGGGGAGAUAUGGCCCUCUUGGAGCCGGAAUAGUUUUAGAAAUGUUAGAAGACACACUCCAAAUGGGUGCACAUUUGCGGUGGGGGGAAGAGAGAAAGGAGGCA